Molecule: messenger RNA, 1635 nt
Organism: Kluyveromyces marxianus DMKU3-1042
Lineage: Eukaryota; Fungi; Ascomycota; Saccharomycetes; Saccharomycetales; Saccharomycetaceae
Gene: SSZ1
Product: ribosome-associated complex protein SSZ1
Exons: 1
Coding region: 1-1635 (544 amino acids)
Biological process (GO): protein folding
Cellular component (GO): nucleus; cytosol
Molecular function (GO): ATP binding; ATP-dependent protein folding chaperone
Source: RefSeq, a predicted model, not a curated record
AUGUCUGGUCCUAUUAUUGGUAUUGCAUUUGGUAACACCUCCUCUUCUAUUGCAUACGUCAACCCAAAGAACGAUGUUGACGUUAUUGCCAACCCAGAUGGUGAACGUUCCAUUCCAUCUGUACUAUCUUAUGUUGGUGAUGAUGAAUACCAUGGUGGUCAAGCUUUGCAACAGCUAAUCAGAAACCCAAAGAACACCAUCAUUAACUUCCGUGACUUUAUUGGUCUUCCUUUCUCUGAGUGCGAUGCAUCUAGAUGUGCUGCUGGUGCUCCAGUGGUCGAAAUUGACGGUAAGGCCGGUUUCGUUGUCAAAAGAGCUGAUGAUGUCGAAGAAAAAUUGACUGUUGACGAAGUUGUCUCCAGACAUUUGAAGAACUUGAAAUUGGCUGCUGAGGAUUACAUUGGUCAAACCAUCUCCAAGGCUGUUCUUACAGUCCCAACUAACUUCUCUGACGCCCAAAAGAAGGCUUUGAAGGAUGCUGCUUCUGCUGUUGAUUUGGAAAUUGUCUAUUUCAUUAACGAACCAUCUUCCGCUCUAUUGGCUCAUGUUGAAGAAUUCCCAACUGACAAGGAUCAAAACGUUGUUGUUGCAGACUUUGGUGGUGUCAGAUCCGAUGCUGCUGUUAUCGCUGUGCGUAACGGUAUCUUCACUCUACUAGCAACUGAACACGAUGCUAAGUUGGGUGGUGACAACUUGGACGCUGCAUUGAUUGACUUCUUUGCCAGUGACUUCGAAAAGAAGAACAAAUCUAACCCUAAGAAGAACGCUAGAUCUUUGGCUAAGUUAAAGGCCAAUGCCCAACUAACUAAGAAGACUUUGUCUAACGUCACAUCUGCCACUAUCUCUAUUGACUCUUUGGCUGAUGGUUUCGACUACCACUCUUCCAUUAACAGAAUGAGAUACGAACUAGUUGCCAACAAAGUCAUUUCUCAAUUCACUGCAUUCAUCGAAAAGGUUAUCAAGAAAGCUGAUCUAGACACUUUGGAUAUCGAUUCUGUUCUUCUAGUUGGUGGUACCUCUUUCACUCCAAAGUUGGCUACCAACUUGGAUUUCAUCUUCCCAGAAAACGUCGACAUCUUGUCUCCACAAUCCAAGAACGCUACCAACAAUCCAAAUGAAUUGGCUGCAUGUGGUGCCGCUUUGCAAGCUGAGCUUUUGAACGCUUAUGACGCUGACGAACUAGCUCAAUCCCUAGAACCAAUCGUUAUAAAUACUCCACAUCUAUCCAAGCAUAUUGGUCUUGUCGACAGUAAAGGUGAGUUCGUCCCAGUACUAUUGGCCGAAACCUCCUACCCAAUAAAGAAGACUCUAAAAUUGAAGAAGGCUGCUGGUGACUUCACUAUUGCCAUCCACGAAGCUGAACACCAUAUCAAGGAAACUGUCGUGGAGCCAGCGCCAAAGGAAGAGAAGGCCGAGAAGGACGAUGAAGAAGAUGACGAAAGUGACUGGUCCGACGAAGAUGACGAACCAGAAGUUGUCAGAGAAAAGCAUUACACCUUGGGUAACAAGUUGAUGGAACUUGGUGUCAAGGAUGUCAAGGGUCUAGAACUUGUGUUCACUAUUGACAAGGAAGGCAAGCUAACAGUGGCUGCCAGAGACUUGAAAUCCAACACAGUCGUCAAGGGCGAAUUAUAA